AUGACGGACAUGGCUCUGUUUGACUGCAUUCCAAAUGAAAUAAACGAACUUUUGGUUUCGUUUUCGGGUUCUAUCCAAGGCAUAAGCGAUAUAAUAGAGUCUUACAAAGAAGCGAUGAAGACGAAUGCGAUUGAGUUACCGCCGAUGCAGCGUGUUCAGACUGAACUAUCUCUCGCAUAUGCCAUGAACGCGUUAUUUUUUGUAUACCUUCGAUGUCAUGGCGUUGAUGCUAAAGACCACCCAAUUUUGAAGGAACUGGAACGAUUAACGGCCUGCCUAAAGCGAUGUCAGAAUAUUUGUAGCAAGCAAAGUAGCGAACUCAGUCACUCCCGCUUAGACAAGGAAGCAUCUAAGCGUUUUGUCAAGCGUGCACUUUGGCAGUCGGCCCAAUCAAAGACCAGAAGAAGAAAACUUGAUAGUGACAGUUGA
This is a messenger RNA of Echinococcus granulosus, 429 nucleotides long. RefSeq names its product Nuclear nucleic acid-binding protein C1D. The record is from RefSeq and is a predicted model, not a curated record. Gene Ontology annotation, cellular component: exosome (RNase complex); nucleolus. Bases 1 to 429 code for a protein of 142 amino acids. Gene Ontology annotation, molecular function: RNA binding; DNA binding. Gene Ontology annotation, biological process: maturation of 5.8S rRNA; regulation of gene expression. NCBI's taxonomy places the organism in Eukaryota, Metazoa, Platyhelminthes, Cestoda, Cyclophyllidea, Taeniidae. The transcript is spliced from 4 exons.